UGGGCGGGGCCUAGCCACCGUUUCCUGUUGUAUCGUCACCGUCCUCUCAUGGACUGACUUGUUUGUUGUCGAGCAAGAUGGAGUUCCUCCUGGGGAAUCCUUUCAGUACGCCGGUGGGACACUGCAUCGAGAGAGCCACCGAUGGCUCGUUGCAAAGCGAAGACUGGGCCCUCAACAUGGAAAUCUGCGACAUCAUCAAUGAAACGGAGGACGGGCCAAAGGACGCCAUCAGAGCCGUGAAGAAGAGACUGGGAGGCAACAGGAACUACAGGGAGGUGAUGCUGACGCUGACGGUUCUAGAGACGUGUGUGAAGAACUGUGGUCACCGUUUUCACGCCCUGGUCACCAGCAAGGACUUUGUGGACGGCGUGCUGGUUAAAGUCAUCUCUCCUAAAAACAACCCGCCCACCAUCGUUCAGGACAAGGUGCUCGCCCUGAUCCAGGCGUGGGCCGACGCCUUCAGGAGCAGCCCAGACCUCACAGGUGUGGUCCAGGUGUACGAGGAGCUGAAGAGGAAAGGCAUCGAGUUCCCCACGUCGGAGCUGGAGACGCUGUCGCCCAUCCACACGCCUCUGCGGGCGGCGCCGGCUCCAGAGGGAGACUCCGCCCUCAGGUGCAGCACCAAGGCUAAAGCGGCGCCGCACUCGGUCCCCCCCGCCUACAGCAGCCCUCAGGCCCCCGACCUGCACGCCUCCGGCUCCAUCAACCCCACACCUGAACAGAUCAGCCGGCUGCGCAGCGAGCUGGACGUUGUCCGUGGCAACGCCAAGGUGAUGUCAGAGAUGCUGACGGAGAUGGUGCCGGGCCAGGAGGACGCCUCCGACUACGACCUGCUGCAGGAGCUGAACCGGACCUGCAGAGCCAUGCAGCAGCGGAUGGUGGAGCUCAUCUCCUGCGUCUCCAACGAGGCGGUGACCGAGGAGCUGCUGCACGUCAACGACGACCUCAACAACAUCUUCCUGCGCUACGACAGGUAUGAGCGGUUCCGAUCCGGCAGGUCCUCGGCUCAGAGCGUCAACAACGGGCUGACAAAGGUCCUGAGUGAGGCCACAGAGGACAACCUGAUCGACCUGGGUCCAGGCUCCCCCGCGGUGGUCAGCAACAUGUCCAACGCUGCCCCCGCUGCAGGGAGACCCUCGUCCCCGGCCACCCUGGCCUCCCGUCUGGCUGGUUUAGACGUGGGUGCAGACAGCGUGAGCAGCACCCUGAGCUCGCUGAGCGGCGCCAAGCCUCCGCCGGCCCAGGACGACUUCGACGUCUUCGCUCAGACCAGGAGCGGCGCUCUGGCCGAGCCGCACAGAACUCCUGCAGCAGAGAACCCGGCGGCCGGAGACGGGCCCCCCCCCACGCUGGACGUCCAGCAGCCGGCAGCAGGAGGGGGCCCGGGACGUCAGUCCUCUGUCAUGGAUGACAUAGAGGAGUGGCUGAGUACCGAUGUGAAGGGAGAUGAAGGCGAGGAAGGAGUCACCAGUGAAGAGUUUGACAAAUUCCUGGAGGAGAGAGCCAAAGCUGCCGAGGUGACCCCCGGCCUGCCGUCGCCCCCGAGCAGCAACCCCGGCGCCGCGCAGGCCACGCCCAGCAGGAAGAAGCAGGAGCGACCGGAGGACGCCCUGUUCGCCAUGUAGACCCCCCCCCCAGCCUCAGACCCCAGAACGGACUCGCCUGCCACCCACCGACCCAUCAUAGCACUACAUCUCCACAGGAGCAGACUGGUAGCAGAAAGGCUGAACAGGCAGCGCAUCACAGGAGGCCUGGAUCCUCAUGGAGCUUCAUGCUGCAGAUCAUCCUACAAUCACUACAGCAGGACGUCCUUUUCUCAUCAGAUCAUCACAAUCACUACAGCAGGAUGUCCUUUUCUCAUCAGAUCAUCACAAUCACUACAGCAGGAUGUCCUUUUCUCAUCAGAUCAUCACAAUCACUACAGCAGAACGUCCUUUUCUCAUCAGAUCAUCACACUCACUACAGCAGAACGUUCUUUUCUCAUCAGAUCAUCACAAUCACUACAGCAGAACGUUCUUUUCUCAUCAGAUCAUCACAAUCACUACAGCAGAACGUUCUUUUCUCAUCAGAUCAUCACACUCAC
Molecule: messenger RNA, 2083 nt
Organism: Fundulus heteroclitus (mummichog)
Lineage: Eukaryota; Metazoa; Chordata; Actinopteri; Cyprinodontiformes; Fundulidae
Gene: tom1l2b
Product: target of myb1 like 2 membrane trafficking protein
Exons: 16
Coding region: 78-1625 (515 amino acids)
Biological process (GO): signal transduction
Cellular component (GO): membrane; endosome
Molecular function (GO): clathrin binding; phosphatidylinositol binding; ubiquitin binding
Source: RefSeq, a predicted model, not a curated record